UCCGACGCGGUGCCCGGAAGCGUCCGUGCGGGCGGCGCAGCCGGUGCACAAAAGUUCCGGGACGCUUUUAGUUCCGCGGGGGGGGUUCCUCCGUCCGAGCCGCGGCCGCCGCCGCCUCGCCGGGUGCCGCCAUGAUCCCGAUCUCGGUGGUGGUGUGCGUGCUGGGCGGCUGGUGCGCCAUCUACCUGGCGGACACGAUGCUCAAGUCAUCCAGCUCUUUGAAGGCAUCUUAUGAAGACUGGUUGCUGACAUAUGGCUUGAGCAUCUCUCCUUUUCACAUGCGAUGGCAAACGGCUCUCUUCAACCGCCAGUUCUACAACUGGGGGAGAUGGAAACCCAGAUUUCUCUAUUUAUGGUUCAGCAUGGGAAUGGUGUUUGGUAUAGUUGCCAUGUUUGGCUCUGUUAUUCUUCUUGGAAAGACACUGAUGCAGACGCUGACACAGAUGCUAACUGAGGCACCAAAAGCCCUGAAUGAUCGUAUGCUGCAAGUUGUGGUGCCUGGUGUAAAUUUGCCUGUCAGCCAGCUGACCUAUUUCUUCUCUGCAAUCCUCAUCAGUGGUGUGAUACAUGAAGUCGGCCAUGGGGUGGCAGCUAUUCGAGAACAAGUACGAUUUAAUGGAUUUGGGAUUUUUAUCUUCAUUGUCUAUCCUGGAGCAUUUGUUGACCUCUUCACAACCCACUUGCAGCUGAUAUCACCAGUCCAGCAAUUAAGGAUAUUUUGUGCAGGAGUGUGGCAUAAUUUUGUUCUUGGUGUUGCAAGUUUCAUGGUUUUGUUUCUGCUGCCAGCUAUUCUUUUCCCUUUCUAUUACACGGGUGUUGGGGCACUUGUCACUGAGGUAACAGAGGAUUCUCCUGCCAAUGGACCAAGAGGUCUCUUUGUGGGGGAUAUUGUCACUAGUCUACAAGACUGCCCAAUCUAUACUGUAGAAGACUGGAAUUCGUGUCUGGGAGAUAUUUCACAGAAGUCACAGAUCGGCUACUGUAUAAAUACAGCCACCCUACAACAAUUAAGCUUUCCAGCUAGAGUCUAUAGAAGACUCGAUGGCACAGUUGAAUGUUGUGGUAACAACAGCCUCACAGACAUUUGCUUUUCAUACAGCAAUAGCUUGGAUAGCCAUCUGUAUGCCUGUCUACCAGCACGAAAAGUUAUUGAGGCCAGCAAAGUUUGUCGAACCAACAUGGACUGCCAGAAGGACUUUGUUCCAAGCUUUUGUGUGACUCCUUCUUUAGAAAAUCAAACAAGGUUAAUCAGGGUAAAACAUCCACCCCAUAUUGACAUGCUGUUUGUAGGACACCCUAUGCACCUACAGUACACAGUAAGUCUCAGCAGUUUUGUACCACGACAUAACUUUCUAAGCAUCGAUCUGCCUGUGGUGAUGGAGACAUUUUGCAAAUACCUAAUAUCACUGUCAGGAGCAUUGGCAGUUAUCAAUGCUGUACCCUGCUUUGCUUUGGAUGGUCAAUGGAUAUUAAAUUCUUUCCUAGAAGCCACUCUGAGCUCCUUGAUUGUAGAAAAACAAAACAGAGAGCUUGUUGGCUUUUUAAUUUUGCUUGCUGGUAGUACGCUUUUGGCUGCCAAUGUUGCACUGGGACUUUGGAUGGUGACAGCACGAUAGAGCAUUAGUUAUCCAUCAUUCUCACAGUACAUGGAGAGAAUUAAUCCAUUGCCUUUUAAAACUUGUUUGGUACAGAGAUUGAAAUAAUUCCCUUAAAAUGACACUGAAAGAAAAUCACGGGUGGCUGCUGUUGUAACUUCAAUCUGUACAACGUUGUGUCUGUCGUCAUGGGAAGACUAAGAAAAAGCAGUAUGAAUCUUGUCGUGUACUCUUUAAGCACUGUCCUAAUUUUAGAGAAGUUGCAUUGUAAAGCUUCACAGGUAGAAGCCUGAUUUAUUAACUUAAAUCUCAGAAUAAGGGAAUUAUUUGGCCUCAAACAUUUGUAAAGUUGCAGGAAAAAUACACUUAGGUUUUAUUUUAUAAUCUGAACAAUUAAAAAAAUCUGUGUGGACUCUGAUCAUUUUUCAGUCAGCAUAAUCUUCAGUGUCUUUGUUCUGUAUUUUGAUCUGGUGUUGUAGCAAACUGGACUCUAAGAAGCCCUUAAGUCUCAUCUCAAAAUGGUGUAAAGCUAAGCAAAUGAUUACCAUGUGUUAUUGAGGAGAGAGAGGCCAUAUGGGUUAGUAUCUUUCCUUUUCAACUGGCCAAAUGACUGGAAGCAUCCUCAGGAUGUAAAUUGGAAGUGCCAAUGUCUGUUGAGAGUGAGGUAUGUGGGAGGAUAAAGCCCACGUUUCUUACAUAUUUGCUUGUAUAUUACCACACACAGCUGAAGAUAUUUUCAAUAUUGCAAGUUUCAAUAUUUCAAUAUUGAAAUAUUUUAAGUCAAUUUUUCUCAGCAAUAGCGAGACAAUAAAAUUUAGUUUCUGAGUGCUGAAAAAUGCUGUGCACAAUUAUGGCUAAAUGGUAAAUAAUGUUCAUGCACUCAAAAAAUAAUACUGUAUUAUACCUGUUAACAGUUAAAAGUGAAGCCUGUUCUUACAGUGUCCGUCUUCUGACUCUGUGCAUGCAAUAUGCCUAGUAACUCACUGACAUGUCUCUGUCUUUCGAAGGUUUGUUUUCAUUAUAAUUCAUAAUAAUAACAAGUUCACAGAAGAUUUUUUAGUUUAUAGAAGAUUCAUUAUAAUUGAAGAAGUUUAGUUGAAGCUGGUCUUGUAUCAGAAUUGUUUAGAGGAAGAAUAUGAUUGUGAAUCUAACUAUUUUAACGUUUGGUUUUGCUUUCUGAACUUAAUAUGGACCUUGUACUUGUUUUUAAAAGAACAAUGGAAGAAUGACCAGUGUUUUGCUGGCUGAAGUAUGUCUGACUUAGUCUGAGACCCUUUAAGUUUAAUAGUCUCAAUAGGAUUAUACACU
Oxyura jamaicensis (ruddy duck) is the source of this 2903-nucleotide messenger RNA. RefSeq names its product membrane bound transcription factor peptidase, site 2 (gene MBTPS2). The record is from RefSeq and is a predicted model, not a curated record. Gene Ontology annotation, cellular component: cytoplasm; membrane. The transcript has 11 exons. Gene Ontology annotation, molecular function: protein binding; metalloendopeptidase activity. Bases 132 to 1616 code for a protein of 494 amino acids. Gene Ontology annotation, biological process: membrane protein intracellular domain proteolysis; regulation of response to endoplasmic reticulum stress. NCBI's taxonomy places the organism in Eukaryota, Metazoa, Chordata, Aves, Anseriformes, Anatidae.